This is a messenger RNA of Acipenser ruthenus (sterlet), 1966 nucleotides long. Its product is annotated as zinc finger and BTB domain-containing protein 2-like. Gene Ontology annotation, biological process: regulation of transcription by RNA polymerase II. Lineage: Eukaryota; Metazoa; Chordata; Actinopteri; Acipenseriformes; Acipenseridae. Gene Ontology annotation, molecular function: RNA polymerase II cis-regulatory region sequence-specific DNA binding; DNA-binding transcription factor activity, RNA polymerase II-specific; protein binding. Gene Ontology annotation, cellular component: nucleus. Bases 296 to 1774 code for a protein of 492 amino acids. The transcript is spliced from 3 exons. The record is from RefSeq and is a predicted model, not a curated record.
AUUCAGUCUGACUAAACACACUCAGGCCGCCCAGUCGUAGUAGCAAUAGUAUUUCAAACAGAAAACAAAUUAGCAAUGUCUCGGGGGCAGUGGGAUUAACAAGUGCUCUUUUUUUUAAAUGCUUUGGAGACGGUCAUGUGAUUGUAACGUAACCCGACCGGAAAACACCGACCAUCGCCGCCAAUGCUGCGUUUAGAGGAACUAGAGCAGCUGCAAGCUCAACGGACAAGUCCCCGGUAACAAACAACAACAACGCACAAAAACUAGAAGAGCUACACGGAGAACACGGUGAAGCAUGGAGCUGGCCAACCAUGGUCUCAUCCUCCUACAGCAGCUGAAUGCUCAGAGGGAGUUUGGGUUCCUAUGUGACUGCACCGUGGCUAUCGGUGAUGUCUUCUUCAAGGCACACAAAUCUGUUCUUGCUGCCUUCUCCAACUACUUCAGAAUGCUCUUCAUUCACCAGGACAGAGAUUGUGUCCGAUUAAAGCCAGCAGACAUACAGCCUGAUAUCUUUAGCUACCUCCUGAAUCUGAUGUACACAGGGAAGCUGGCUCCGCAGCUCAUUGACCCAGUCCGACUGGAGCAGGGUGUGAAAUUUCUGCAUGCCUAUCCACUGUUACAAGAGGCCAGCCUGGCUGGACAAGGUGUAUUUCCACACCCUGAACAGCUUUUUCCAUUGGCCACUUCCCUUUAUGGCAUUCAGAUUGCAGAUCAACAGGCUGGCCUUCCCAGUAGACUAAGUGCGCCUAAAGCACUUUCCUCCACCUUUGACCAGGAACAGCUUUUGGAGGGUAACCAGCUUGUCUCUGAAUCCCGACAAGUCCAGUCCAUUCAGGAAGCAGAUGCUUCUCAUGCUAAUCCUUCCACAGCAGAGAUGCAGAGCUUGGAUGUACCUGCUGUCGACGAAAAUCCUGCUGCAAACACGAUUCUCCAUGUCAAGCCCAGUAUUAUGAAGAGAAACUCCUCUUUUCGCAAACAUUAUUCAUGCCAUCUUUGCAGCAGCCGUUUCAACCAGCGGAGCACCCUGCGGGAACACCUUCUGCUUCACUCUCAGAUGUUGUUUCCAUCAGCGACCAGCCUAGCCGAGGCAAGCUUGUCCCCGAUGCUGUGCAACAGCGCUCCAGAACCAGCCAGGGAGCCAGAGGACACCCCCAAGGGAGGAGGUGACAUCAUUAGUGACGGGGAGUUUCAGCGGGCCACUGAAUCCCCAAGAAUGGAGAGUCUGCAGCCCCAGGCAGAGACGCCACCUCCCUCGGACAUUGCAGACAUAGACAACCUGGAGAGCAUGGACCUGGAGCGAGAGGUCAAGAGGCGAAAAUAUGAAUGCUCCACAUGUGGCCGCAAGUUUAUUCAGAAGAGCCACUGGCGGGAGCACAUGUACAUUCACACUGGCAAACCUUACAAGUGCAGCGCCUGCGGCAAAAGCUUCUGCCGGGCAAACCAAGCUGCCAGACAUGUGUGCCUUAACCAGAGCGCUGAAUCAUAUACAGUGGUAGACAAGCAUAGCAUGGAACUCUGUUCCAAUGAAGAAGGCAGCCAAAUGGAUGCCAUAUUCCUCCCGUCCAGUAGGCCAUACAAGUGUAACGUAUGUGACAUGACGUUCGUCAGCCCCAACGAGGUUAUCAAGCAUCUGUGCUUUGCCCAAAACGCUCAGGUUUUCUCAAUGUUGGAUAACCAGCCGACACUGCAAAAUGAAGAGCCUCCUAAAGACGAGGGUUCAGAUUCUGGACAUGUAAUUACAUCUAUCAAAACGGAGGACAUUUUAGUAGACUAAUAAUGGGGUAUUUUUAUAUUUGUGUAUAAAUUUAUAUGUGUUCUUUUUUAUAUAUUAAUUGUGGUGUUCGCAUACAAUAAUCUAAGCAGUUAGCAACACGCAUUGUGGGUUUGUGUCGGCAUAUAUCAUGGGUGUUUCUCAGUGUUCUUCUAUGGGGAAAAAUGUAGGCUUCAUUUAGGCUAUGUGACACCU